UACGAAAUAAUUGAGUUUAAGCGGAGGCAGGACCAUGUCGUAGUGUCGCGUUGGUUUCCCAUAGAUGGCACGUCAGAGUCCCACCCCUAAGUCAACUCAGUCGGUGCCUCCGUCACAUUCCUGUAGCUGCGGGUUGUAGUCAUAUGAACAGCGUCAGCGGACCAACAAGAAAGCUGCCUGAACAAUAACACUACAUCAGAGCAAAAUGAGUUGCUCAACAGGCCUCCUCUUCACUUGAUAAAGUAACCACUAUUGUUGAAAUCGGAGAGUGCCCAUCCUUUCCACACUGGACUACGUUCCCCAUCUCCUCCCGACUUCAUCUUCCAGGCUCCAUCGGAUCAUUAAAGAGGCGGUUGCUAAGAGAUGACGGGCGGUGACAUCGUUGAGAGCCCCUGAUGUUGAGCAGCCUGAAGCUCCGCUCCUGGUUCACGCCACCUAGCUGCCGUGUGACAGAGCUCCGGGGACGAGGGGACGAGGGCCCACUCACUUUCAGACUAUGGCCGCCUGUAUCAAAACCAGUGCAGCCGCCAGCAACAGCACCAACACCACUACCGCCACCACUGCCACCACCCACACCACUGUGGGGGGGACCGCAGAGCCCAGCCCGGUGAGCGUGGAAGAACCAGCAUUCAGGAAUGGGGACGCGGCUUCCCCCAGCAGCAGUACCAGUACCAUCAUGGAGAAGACCCGGGAGCUGUUCCAGAUGUGUGAUGUGGAGGGAAAGGGCUUCGUCACCCGGCGGGACUUGCAGCGGUUAAACGUUGAGGUGCCCCUCAACGCGGACGAGCUGGAGAAGGUGUUCGACACCCUGGACACUGACGGAAACGGCUACCUCACACUCAACGAGUUCUCUUCUGGCUUCAGUGAGUUCCUGUGUUCCCAGAGGAGCUCGGUGACGGAGGAGGCUAGGAGGCCGAGCAAAGGCAGGUCAGAAGCCAUGUCCCAGAGCCAGUGGGAGACCAAGCUGGUGGCCAGCGAGGAUGAGGAGGAGAAACACUUCUGCAUGCUCAUGGAGUCUCUGGGGGCAAGCAAUGUGUUUGAAGAUCCCAGUGAGGUGCGCAGUCUGUGGGCUCAGCUGAGUCGGGACGAGCCCCACCUCCUCUCUAACUUCGAGGAGUUCCUGGCCCGGGUGACCGUGCAGAUCAAGGACGCCAACCAGGAGAAGAGGGAGAUGGAGAGCGCCAUGAGAAGGAAAGCGGCCACACACGACGACGAGAUCCAGUCCUUGUAUGAGGAGAUGGAGCAGCAGAUUAAAGAUGAAAAGGACCGUAUCCUCCUGCAGGAUUCCGAGCAGUUCCUGACUCGCAGCCAAGACCUGGCGGUCCAGCUGUCCAACAAGGAGAGCGAGCUGGACCAGCUGUUCCAGAAGCAGAGCAGGUUGGAGCGGCAGUGCACGGAGCUGCACAGCGAGCAGCACGUGACCAAAGAGGAGAACGUGAAGCUGAGGCAGACCAACGAGGAGCUAGUGUCGGAGCUGGACCUCACCAACCAGGAGCUGGCGCUGGCCCAGGAACAGCUGGGCCAACUGCAUGAGCAGUCCUCACGCCUCCAGCAGCAGAAGGAGAUGGAGAUGUACAGGAUCACUGAGGGUCUGCAGAGGGAGCAGGCCAGCCUGAUUAAACAACUGGACCUGCUGAGGGAAAUGAACAAACACCUUCGGGAUGAACGUGACAUGUGCUACCUGACACCAAAGAACUCUGUGCCAAACCAAAAUUGCAGCCAGAUGCCGUUUUUAAAUACUGUGAAUCCUACAACAAAGCGGUUAAGCGAGGAGGUCAGAGGGAUCCCCCGCGCAGCCAAGGACGCCCCCCCAGCCAGCAGGCCAGCGCCCCUGUGGACCCCCAGCCAGGGGGAGGCUGCGGAGGGCCGGAAGGGGGGGCGCUCCAGAGGACACCUCCAGAGGAUCAUCUCCAUCGAGGAGGACCCCCUGCCCCAGCUGCUGCAGGCCGCGCCCCCGCUGCAGACCUGGAGCCGGGUGGAGGAGGAGGUGGAGGAGGUGGAGGAGGCGGAGGUGGAGGAGGAGGGCAUGGACUUGGUGAUGAGCGAUAUCCGCUCCCCCGCGCCCCAGGCAGCACGGGACAAAGACGCGCCCACCUCCCCCCGAGGUCAGCCGGUGGGCAAGGAGACCAGCUUUAAGGAGGAAGCGGCAAUUUUGCCCCCUGACCGCCUCUUCAAGAUCAUUCUAGUGGGGAACUCCAGCGUUGGGAAGACCUCCCUCCUGAAACGCUUUUGUGACGACUGCUUCCACCCCGGUACCUCGGCUACUGUGGGCGUGGACUACAGUGUGAAGACAAUACUGGUGGACAACAGCCAGGUGGCGCUGCAGAUGUGGGACACGGCAGGGCAGGAGAGGUACCGCAGCAUCACCAAGCAGUUCUUCCGCAAGGCCGACGGCGUGGUGGUUAUGUACGACAUCACGUCUGAGCUCACUUUCACCGGCGUGAGGCAGUGGUUGACCAGUGUGCAGGAAGAUGCAGAUGAGGAAAUCCCUGUAAUGAUCCUGGGGAACAAAACAGACAAGGAGAGGGAGAGGGAGGUCCAAACUGCAGCGGGAGUGAGACUAGCUAAGGACGGCCAGUUCAUUUUCUAUGAAUGCAGCGCAUGCUCGGGACACAAUGUGAUGGAAUCCAUGGUGCAUAUGGCGAGGAUACUGAAGGAACAAGAGGACAGAGCCAAGGAGAAGACGGUCCUUCUGGCGCACAGCCCCUCACAGAAGACGCGUGCGUGCUGCUGACCACACACGCAUGCACACGCACACACGGUGAAGUCCGUCUCUGGAUGUAGUAGACUUUGCAUGAACUUUUAGACCGCAAACUCUGUUCUCCCACUCCCUUUACUGUCAGCUCACAGACCCAAUGGUUCAGUCGCACAUUCAAGAGCAUAUUUUAAAGAUAUUUUAUUAAAAAUAUAUAUAAAUGGUUACGUGUAAACAGUAAAAAUAGAUUAAAAUUGUAUUUUUGUAGUAGUGUUGUACAUAACCCGAUGUUAUUACUGAUGUUCUAUUGUUGGAUAUGUUGUCAGUGUUAUUUAUCAAAGAUCUUGUGCCAGUCAUUGUAUUGAUUGUAUUGGCCACCACACGUAUUUAUUUAUCAUCAAUGUAUCUUUAGCAGGCCCAAGAUAUGAAUGAUUAGAGGACUGAUGGAAAGACCAAGGAUGUACAAUGGGUUUUACUGUUUGGCAUUGGACUAUUGUCACGCUGCACUUUGAAACGGUUAAUAGCAGAAAUCAUAGUAACAAUACAAUCACUUUAAUUUCAUAGCACCUUUCAUUACAAUUCACAAAGUGCUUCACAUUAACACAUGGCAAUGACAGUAUAAUGUAAUGAAAGAAUGGUGAUCAUAGGAAAACUGAAUAACAAAUAUGGGCUUAACUGAGUGCCUCAUUAACCUACUGUAGCGUCAUCGUGUUCAUGUGGAAUCAUUGUUUAUUCAUGUUAAUUGUGGAAUUUUGAACGGCUCAUUCAACCAAUUAUCCUAAUGUUUAAAUUCCCCAUUACAUUCUUAUAGCCUUCUGACUAUGUGGCCAUCGAGAUUCACCAGCAUUUCGCAUCAUUAGGGGAACUUGUUUUGUCUGCUUAAUGCUUGAAUGGCUCACGAUUCAGACUUGUACUUCUAAUCAGCGCAGGGUGUUCCCGACAUGUUGUGAGGCACAUAACCCUGACAUUUGGUCUAAAUAAAGUGUUGAGCGGGACAAUGGG
Molecule: messenger RNA, 3697 nt
Organism: Gadus morhua (Atlantic cod)
Lineage: Eukaryota; Metazoa; Chordata; Actinopteri; Gadiformes; Gadidae
Gene: cracr2aa
Product: calcium release activated channel regulator 2Aa
Exons: 18
Coding region: 497-2734 (745 amino acids)
Molecular function (GO): calcium ion binding; GTPase activity; GTP binding
Source: RefSeq, a predicted model, not a curated record